Limanda limanda (common dab) is the source of this 2521-nucleotide messenger RNA. Its product is annotated as alpha-tectorin-like. The record is from RefSeq and is a predicted model, not a curated record. Lineage: Eukaryota; Metazoa; Chordata; Actinopteri; Pleuronectiformes; Pleuronectidae. Bases 1 to 2481 code for a protein of 826 amino acids. The transcript has 19 exons.
AUGGACAUCGUGCACAUGGUGAAUUGCCAGUGCUGCAUUUCUGGUCCUAAUAACACAAGUCACAAGCCUCACAGUCUGCUGGUGAAUACCAACUACAACUGGUUGCUCUUCAAAUGGUUUUAUGAGGACUCGGUUCUCUCAGAGCUUCCCAGAGUUAAAAAGACAAACAACUCGUUUUACAGCAGCAGCCUGAAGCUCAAGUGCUCCAGUGACAAGAGCUGUAACAAGAGUGACAUGAUUUACUUCACAGUGGAAGAGCGUCUAUCGCCUCAGGAGCUGUCAGGUACGGCAACGACAACAAAACAGAGCUUUACCGGUUCAGCUGAAUUCAACAUCACGUCGUGCCCCAUCACCUACUACGGACAGAAAUAUGACAAAAUACAUGUGGGCUUCAAUGCCAGCAGAUUUACUGUUUGCUUCAAUGGCGCGUACAAAUCUGGAAUCAAGAAGGACUGCAUUCUGAUAUCUGCAGGAGAGGCUGACAGAGGCACCCUGGACAUAAUCCAGAUGAGUCUCCAACCUGGAUCUUGGAUCCAUAACGAUCUACCGAACGUGAAACACGCUUUGAAAUGUAUCAUCAAGAUGACAUUAAGUGACAGUCAACAAACGGAGAUUAACAUAAUUGAACUUGGCAAUUUUGAGCCAGAAGCGUCUCUGGCAAUCACAACGUUUUCUGGUUACACUGCUUCUCAUGUCGUGAGCGUUGUUUAUAAGAAGAACAUGAUAGUUCCAGACCCAAGCAUCUGCUCCACUGUUUCCUGUGAUGCGAGUGCAGUUGCUGCUGUCAGUGUCUGUGGUCCCAAGGAGCCCUGCAAUGGAAAUGGCAGCUGCAUCCCAAACAACGUGUGCACCGUGGUCGGCUCCACGGUCAUCGGUUUCGCUGGGCAAGUCCAAGCCGUCCCGGACCGCUGUGGCUACACUCUGUUCAAGUCCACACCCAUCCCCGGCUUCCAGGUGGUGGGCGUCUUCCAGGAGAGACGGCGUAAAGACGUCAGCUUUUUGAAACGUGUGAUCCUGCAGCUGGCGGGAGCUCAAAUCUCUCUGGAACAAGGGAGUCGAGCUCUGCUUGACACCAGAGAGCUCAGACUCAACACCACAGCGACGGUGGUCCAUGGGUGGGAGCUCACCAGGGACCAAACUGGAGUGACAGCUAAGAUGUCAGCCUCGAACUUUACAGUUUCUGUCCACUUCGAUGGCUCCAUCACUCACAUCCACUUGACAGGGCCAAAUGGACGAGACGCACACGGGUUGUGUGGCAACUCCAGUCGGACUUUGAGUGAAGAGAAAGACUCCACACACAGUGUCAGCGGCUGUGACACGCAGUAUAAUGAGGCUGCGGACCCGACUAUCAACUGCAACACCUCAACUGACUGGUGUAACCUGCUGAAGCAGGCUCCCUUUACUUCUUGCAACAUGCAACAUGACCCAGAACCCUUCAUUACUGCCUGCACACAAACGCUGUGUAAAUACCCUGAAGGGGAUGGUUUCAAAUGCCAGUUCCUGGAGGCGUACGCCAGAGCCUGCAGCCUCUCCAACGUCACAGUGGAGGAAUGGAAGUCAAAGACCCAAUGUUCUUCUUUCUAUCAGGGCUUCUGUCAGGACACGUACUGCAGUGAGCACGAGUUCUGUGGGCAGAAGCACAAUGGGGCAACCGGCUGCGUCUGCCGGGCCAUGUUCGCCUCCAAGUACAAACCAACCGGCGCCUUUGGAGAGCCAUCGGUCUGCGAGCUGAACGCUGGUAAGGUGACUAUGGCUAAAUGUCUCAUGGAGGACAAAGGCAUCGACUUCUCUGUCUUACAUCUCAAUGACGAGGCCUGCAAAGGUGAACUGGACAAUCAGACCCACAUGGUGAGGUUCAGCUUUGACAAGAACAAAACCUGUGGAACAGUGAUCGAAGCAACCAACAGCCAAAUCCUCUACAAGAACAACAUUGUGAACCGGAACAGCACCUUGCACGGCAUUAUCGACCGACAGAAGUCCAUCUCCCAGCCGAUUAGUAUUUCUGGACGAUGGAUUUGCAAUCUCACCAUGACAGCCUACAGCAACCCCAACACCAAGGAAGCCUUACAACCACGUAAUGAAAUGCGACUGGGCCAGAAGCUUUGGGUGGAGCUGAACGCGGACGAGCUGGAUGACAAAAUCGUUGCUUUGGUGACGGAGGCCUGCUGGGCGACCGACCAGCCCAGCCCGAACGGAAGCCUGAGAUAUGACCUCAUCAUCAAAGGCUGCCCUAACCCCGCUGACUCCACGGUGAAUGUGAAGAACAACGGACAGGGAACAUCCAACCGUUUCUCCUUCAACACAUUCCAGUUCUCUGGCAAGGGUGGUGAGGUCUACUUGCACUGCAAAGUGACGCUGUGUGCCAAGAAGGGUAACAACUGCAUCCAGAGUUGUGGCCCGGGUGCGAGAAGACGCAGGUCCAUCAUGUCAAAGUAUGGGGAUGAAAACCCUGCCUUGAUCAAACUGGCCUGGACUUUUUGAGUUUCAGUGGAGACUCGGAAGGACCGAAGCUCAGGAAGAG